Esox lucius (northern pike) is the source of this 2338-nucleotide messenger RNA. RefSeq lists its product as uncharacterized. Lineage: Eukaryota; Metazoa; Chordata; Actinopteri; Esociformes; Esocidae. The transcript is spliced from 2 exons. The coding region runs from base 17 to 1459 and encodes 480 amino acids. Gene Ontology annotation, molecular function: metal ion binding; hydrolase activity; nucleic acid binding. The record is from RefSeq and is a predicted model, not a curated record.
UCUCUACAGUUUCAACAUGGCCCGGCUGUUCCUGUUGGUUCUGAGUGUAUCUGUUAUAUCAGCUGUCAGAGGAGAAGUGUUUGAAAACUUCAACCAGUGCAACCGUUUUUUCUUUAAAGGAAAACCGGUUCAGGGUCUUGAUAUAGCUAUGAACACCCCCAAACCUCAUGACGGAGUCACCAUCAGUAAAGAGGAGCUUAGAGAGGAGUCUGUAAAGUUGUACCAAGAAAUUUACAAUAUACUACACAAUAACAAUUAUAAAACUGAUUUAUUAAAAGCAUGUUCACAGGACAACAUUAAUGUGUAUACACUGUUAGAGCAUGUUAAAUGUGGAAUUGAUCAAGUUCCAGUAGAAUUAAAUUACAUACAAUCAGCGUUAGAUAUGGUUAUCCAACAAUGUCAAGAUCUAUCAAAUUUAGUAACCAAUGAUAAAUUAAAAGCCAAAUUGGAAACAAUUAUACAAACAUCGAAGGAGGUUAAAGAGAAAAUCCAGGAUUUCAGAAAUAAACCUGAUUCCUUAAAGGAUCCACAAGAAGAUCUAAACAUCUGCCUCUCUGCUUAUGAGGCUGCCAGUCCUGCAUACAUCUGUCAGAAGUAUGGCGACAAACCUGGUGACAACUAUCAAUUUGCCACCCUGUACGACCGAGGCAGAAGGAUCCCUCUCUACUCCGCCUACAAAAUGGACCUGACUGGGAACACUAAAAGGACAGGAGUCAUAAAGUACUAUGAACCCCAGCUUGUGCAUGCUGGUCUAGAUUCUGAGCAGAAAGAUGUCAAGAAAGUUAAAGAAUCAUUAAAAAAGUACAACGGUGACAAAAACUGCAACGCGAAGUACCUUGCUUACCGAGAAAGAUACAAACUUCGCUGGAGCCAAGCAACCGUUGAUGACUUCACUUCCUUUGACCAAGGACACCUGAAUCCUGCUGGUCACCACGCUGAAGGAGAUGGUUCUGAGGCCACCAUGACCUUUACCAACGUGGCACCACAGAGUAAAAAAAUGAACAAUGAGGCCUGGAGCAAAUAUGAAAUCAAUUUGAGGAAGAAUUAUAGAGAUGAAUUAGCAGGAGAUUUAAAUUCAGUGACAUUCAAAAACUGUGAUCAUCUGUACGUAGUGACGGGGGUGGUGCCUGGGAACACAUGGCAGUUUGGGAGAGUUAAUGUUCCUAGUUACUACUGGAGUGCCCACUGCUGUACCAGGAAGGAUGAGGGUCCUAUCCAGUCUGGAGGGGCUGUAUGUCCUAACAGAGAUGAUGGAGAGGUUGAAGAGUUUGACAGCGUAGAUGAACUUGAAGUCAAACUUAAAACAUUAAUUGAAAAGGAACUACAUUUAAAGCUGAAUAAUCCAAUCAAUAUUUUUGAUAAAUGUGUGCCUCAACUAACACGAAGCAAGUCCCUUCCAUCAAUCCCAUCAGACUCGAUAGAUCCAUUGAAACCCAAACGUCCCAAAGAGUAUAAAUAACUCCACCGUUGCCUUCGUGGCCAAUUGAAUCUCAUAAUUUGUAAUAUUUGUAUUGUUCUCCAUCUAGCAAUGACUUUGGUGUUAUAUUUGGUGUUAUAUUUACAUCGUAGUCACUUGGCAGAUGCUCUUAUCCUGAGCAAUAUUUUUAGAUAGCUUUGUGAUACUAUCACACAGUUUAGUAGUGUGUUCUAAUCAAUUUAUUAGUUAUGGGCAAAAGACAGUGUGAAAAAGACCCUACGAAUAAAUAAAAAUAAGACAUACAAAGUUAACAAAAGACAACAGACAGGAGGUUGUGUUCUAAGUAAAGUACUCCAUAAAAGGCAGCUACUACCAUCUAGCUAUCUUAAAAUGAAUACCCUGGCUGUAGGUUGCACUUGAGGACAUUUGAUCUGGUAUUUGGUUGCAUUAAGGUUAGAAUUAAGGCCCAAUCACCUUUUACAUUUAGAAAAAUGUUUACUGUCUUUUAAUUUGUUGUCAUAGAGAAGUGUUAGAGAGCUCACCUUCUGCCUUAAUGAUGAUCUCUGUCAUAUGGCUAAAUUAAAUAGACCAGGACUGUAAACCAAUGUCUGAUGCCUAAUGUUGAUUUCCAAAGCAUAUCUACCUGGAUGCGGAGAACAAUGCAUAGAAAAGAACAAGUGUUGGGUGGGGCCUGUUUAGUCACUAUGUUGUGUCAGACGUCACUUUCUGCUUUUAGUUCACUGUUCACCUGCUAUGAGGACAGUCAAAAUAUCCCUCCAUUAUAGCAUCACAGACCUGAGUGAGGACAUUUUUAUGUACUUUAAUUCUGAUUAUAGACCAGAAACUACAUCACAAUUUAAAUAUUAUUUUAUUUACUUUAUUUAAAGUGUAUUUGGGAAUACAGUUAUGAUGUACCACAGC